AUGUUGGCCUGCUACCGGCCCCCGGGGAACGAGACGCUGCUGAGCUGGAAGGCCUCGCGGGUCACGGGCACGGCCUUCCUACUGCUGGCGGCGCUGCUGGGGCUGCCCGGCAAUGGCUUCGUCGUGUGGAGCUUGGCGGGCUGGCGGCCCGCACAGGGGCGACCGCUGGCGGCCACGCUCGUGCUGCACCUGGCGCUGGCCGACGGCGCGGUGCUGCUGCUCACGCCUCUCUUCGUGGCCUUCCUGGCGGGGCAGGCGUGGCCGCUGGGCCAGACGGGCUGCAAGGCCGUGUACUACGCGUGUGCGCUCAGCAUGUACGCCAGCGUCCUGCUCACCAGCCUGCUCAGCCUGCAGCGCUGCCUGGCCGUCACCCGGCCGUUCCUGGCGCCCCGGCUGCGCAGUCCGGCCCUGGCCCGCCGCCUGCUGCUGGCCGUCUGGCUGGCCGCGCUGCUGCUCGCCGCCCCGGCCGCCGUCUACCGCCACGUGUGGGGAGACCGCGUGUGCCAGCUGUGCCACCCGUCGCCGGCCCACACCGCCGCCCACCUGAGCCUGGAGACGCUGACGGCCUUCGUGCUCCCCUUCGGGCUGGUGCUCGGCUGCUACGGCCUGACGCUGGCGCGGCUGCGGGGUGCCCGCUGGGGCGCCGGGCGGCACGGGACGCGGGUGGGCCGGCUGGUGAGCGCCAUCGUGCUCGCCUUCGGCUUGCUCUGGGCCCCCUACCACGCGGUCAACAUUCUGCAGGUGGCGGCCGCUCUGGCUCCGCCCGGAGGGGCCCUGGCGAGGCUGGGCGGGGCGGGCCAGGCGGCGCGGGCUGGAACUACCGCUUUGGCCUUCUUCAGCUCCAGCGUCAACCCGGUGCUCUACGUCUUCACCGCCGGGGAUCUGCUGCCCCGGGCAGGCCCCCGCUUCCUCACGCGGCUCUUUGAGGGCUCGGGAGAGGCCCGAGGGAGCGGCCGCUCUAGGGAGGGGACCAUGGAGCUCCGAGCUACCCCUAGGCUUAAAGUGGUGGCGCAGGGCCGGGGCGAUGGAGACCCCGGGGGCGGGGUGAAGAAGGACAGUCAGGGAUGGGAACCUUGA
This is a messenger RNA of Callorhinus ursinus (northern fur seal), 1077 nucleotides long. The record is from RefSeq and is a predicted model, not a curated record. NCBI's taxonomy places the organism in Eukaryota, Metazoa, Chordata, Mammalia, Carnivora, Otariidae.